GGCACGGGCUGGCUACGCGGCGCCCGCGGCCGCCCGCUGCACCAUGCCGCUGCCGCUGCCGCCGCGGCGGCUCCUCCUCUCCGCCUCCCGCGCGGGAGCGCGCCCCGCUCCACUCCCCGGCUGCCUCCUGCAGCAGCGGCCGCGCUGAGGGAGUUGCGCCAGCGCUGCCCAAUGUGGCAAGAGGCGAUGAUGAUGAGGAGGAGACGUCGCUACCUGCUGGAGCGGGCAGAGCAGGAGGGCGGCGGCGGGGCGAACGGCGAGCAAUCCCGUUCCCGGGACUGGCUGUACGAGUCCUACUACUGCAUGAGCCAGCAGCACCCGCUUAUCGUCUUCCUGCUCCUCAUCGUGAUGGGCGCCUGCCUGGCCUUGCUCGUCGUCUUCUUCGCCUCCGGGCUGGAAAUUGAAGACCAUGUGGCAUUUUUAAUAACUGUCCCCACAGCCCUAGCCAUCUUUUUUGCUAUCUUUAUCCUGGUCUGCGUGGAACCUGUGUUUAAGAAGCUGCUUCGUAUAUUUUCUCUGGUGGUCUGGGUGUGCCUCGUUGCCAUGGGAUAUCUCUUUAUGUGUUUUGGAGGAAUCAUCUGCCCCUGGGACCAGGUUUCAUUUUUCCUGUUCAUUGUUUUUGUGGUGUACACCAUGCUGCCCUUCAACAUGAGGGAUGCUAUAGUGGCCAGCGUGUUGACCUCUGCAUCUCACACCAUUGUGCUGAGCAUCUGUCUAUCAGGGACAGCUGUUGUCAAGGAACACUUGGUUUGGCAGAUUCUGGCCAACAUGAUCAUUUUUGUCUGCGGGAACCUGGCAGGAGCAUACCACAAGCACCUGAUGGAGCUGGCGCUGCAGCAGACGUACCAGGACACCUGCAACUGCAUCAAGUCCCGCAUCAAGUUAGAGUUUGAGAAGAGGCAACAGGAACGUCUUUUGCUUUCUUUACUGCCUGCUCACAUUGCCAUGGAAAUGAAAGCAGAGAUCAUUCAGAGGUUACAAGGUCCCAAGGCUGGCCAGCUGGAGAACACCAACAACUUCCACAACUUGUAUGUCAAAAGGCACACCAACGUCAGCAUCCUGUACGCCGACAUCGUGGGGUUCACGCGCCUGGCCAGUGACUGCUCUCCAGGGGAGCUGGUGCACAUGCUGAACGAGCUGUUCGGCAAGUUCGAUCAGAUAGCAAAGGAAAAUGAAUGCAUGAGGAUUAAAAUCCUAGGGGAUUGCUAUUACUGUGUUUCUGGGCUACCUAUAUCACUGCAAAAUCAUGCCAAGAACUGUGUGAAAAUGGGACUGGACAUGUGUGAAGCCAUUAAGAAGGUGAGAGAUGCGACUGGAGUGGAUAUCAAUAUGCGCGUGGGAGUGCACUCCGGGAACGUGCUGUGCGGAGUCAUCGGCCUGCAGAAGUGGCAGUAUGAUGUGUGGUCGCAUGAUGUGACUCUGGCUAACCACAUGGAAGCUGGAGGGGUGCCAGGCCGUGUUCACAUCACCUCAGUCACCUUAGCACAUUUGAAUGGAGCUUACAAAGUGGAAGAUGGGGACGGAGAUGUGAGGGACCCUUACCUGAAAGAGCAUAAUGUUAAGACUUACUUUGUAAUCAAUCCUAAGGGAGAGAAGAGAAGCCCUCAGCACCACAUUAGACCUCGACACACUCUUGAUGGGGCCAAAAUGAGAGCUUCUGUCCGCAUGACCCGGUACCUGGAAUCUUGGGGAGCAGCCAAGCCAUUUGCACACUUGCACCACAGGGACAGCAUGACCACUGAAAACGGCAAGAUUAGCACAACAGAUGUUCCAAUGGGGCAGUAUCAUUUUCAGCGUUGCAGAGAAAGAACAAAGUCACAGAAAAGAAGAUUUGAGGAGGAACUGAAUGAGAGGAUGAUCCAGGCCAUUGAUGGAAUCAAUGCUCAGAAGCAGUGGCUGAAAUCUGAGGACAUUCAAAGAAUAUCACUUCUUUUCUAUAAUAAGACUCUGGAAAAAGAGUACAGAGCAACUACUCUGCCUGCAUUUAAGUACUAUGUGACUUGUGCCUGUCUCAUAUUCUUCUGCAUUUUUGUGGUGCAGAUUCUGGUGUUGCCAAAAACAUCUAUUCUUGGAAUUUCAUUUGGGGCUGCAUUUCUCUUGCUUUCCUUCAUUUUGUUUAUCUGCUUUGCUGGACAGCUUUUGCAAUGCAGCAAGAAGGCUUCAGCUUUAUUGUUGUGGAUCCUGAAGUCAUCUGGGAUAAUUGCAAACCGUCCUUGGCCACGGAUCACUCUCACAUUGACCACCACUGCUAUAAUACUAACCAUGGCUGUAUUCAACAUGUUUUUCCUGGAUAACACUGUGAAAGCUUUUCCCUCUGUGCUUAAUUCAUCAAAUGCAAGUUUUCCUAAUGCAAGCAAUCAGACCCAGUGGUGUAUACAGAGCAACUGCUUUUUCCUCCCGUAUUUUAUCUACAGCUGCAUUUUGGGACUCAUUUCCUGUUCUGUUUUCCUGAGGAUAAAUUAUGAGUUGAAAAUGGUGAUAAUGUUGGUUGCACUGGUGGGUUACAACGUUAUCCUUCUGCACACUCAUGGGCCCCUACUGGAUGACUACAGCAAGUUUAUGUAUGCAACAGAAUCUCUUAGAAGGCCAGGAAUACUGAAGGACCUGAAGACAAUGGGCUCCAUCUCUUUGUUCAUCUUCUUCAUCACCUUACUGGUUUUGGGCAGACAGAAUGAAUAUUACUGUAGGUUGGACUUCCUGUGGAAGAACAAGUUCAAUAAAGAGCGGGAGGAGAUUGAAACCAUGGAGAACCUGAACCGCGUGCUCCUGGAGAACGUGCUGCCGGCCCACGUGGCCGAACACUUCCUGGCACGGAACCUGAAGAAUGAGGAUCUCUACCACCAGUCUUACGACUGCGUCUGUGUCAUGUUCGCCUCCGUUCCGGAUUUCAAGGAAUUCUACACAGAAUCUGAUGUCAAUAAGGAAGGGUUGGAAUGCCUCAGGCUGCUGAAUGAGAUCAUUGCUGACUUUGAUGAUUUACUGUCAAAGCCCAAAUUCAGUGGAGUUGAAAAGAUAAAGACCAUUGGAAGCACUUACAUGGCAGCAACAGGACUGAGUGCUACACCCAACCAAGAACAGUGUCAGGAGCCCGAGCGGCAAUACAUGCACAUAGGCACCAUGGUGGAGUUCGCCUUUGCCUUGGUGGCCAAACUGGACGUCAUAAACAAGCACUCCUUCAAUGACUUCAAGCUACGAGUAGGUAUCAACCAUGGACCUGUAAUAGCUGGAGUAAUUGGAGCUCAAAAACCACAAUAUGAUAUCUGGGGCAAUACAGUAAAUGUGGCCAGCAGGAUGGACAGCACUGGUGUCUUAGAUAAAAUACAGGUUACAGAGGAGACAAACAACGUCCUGCAGACACUGGGGUACAUGAGCACUUGCAGAGGAAUAAUAAAUGUCAAAGGAAAAGGGGAACUGAAGACAUACUUCGUACACACUGAAAUGACCAGAUCCCUUUCACAAGGGAACGUGGCAUCUUGAAGGUGCUUGUACAUGUCAUCAGUACCAUACUUUCAGGAAAGCAUCACACACUUUUUAACUGCAUUUUGGCCCUUAACAUGCGUGCUGUUUUCUGGUAUGUGGCACUUACUUUACUCUGGCUGCAGAAGUCCCAUGAGCCAUCAUCUUGCACCUUGAUAUCCCUGCGGUCAAGGGCAGUUGCGAUGUACGCUGGAAGAUUGUACUGCUACCUGCACUGUUAUUCAGAGACAAGACAAGGAGGAGUUAACUCAUCUUGAAAGGACUAAGAUGCUAGUGGCAAUUGGGGGGGAAAAGGCAAUAAAGCUAGGGGUGCAUACUAUUUUCUGAUGCAUGUUGUUUUCUGGAAAAUAAAGUUGCUCCCCAAUAGCAUCCACUAAUCUGGUAUUAAAGUCCACAGUAUUUGUAUCUCAGUUUACUCUGUCUACAUAUGAUUUGGUUGUGAUUACCAGUUGCAUCUCAUAGCCAGGGACACCUUGGGUGGCUUGCUGGCCUUCUCUGUGAAGAGAGAACUGACAAUGCUGGAAUAGUUUUGUACAAAGGUGUCAAAUGUUUUGAAGCUAUUGUCUUUUGUAAGGUUAAUUCAUUAAAAUUUGUAUGUACUUUGUCUUACUGUUGCAGUCUCUUAGUUUUGCUUCCUUCCUUCCAUGGCUUCUGGUGCUCUGAACCUGUGCAUCUGCUGCUGCUGCUGCCAUUGCUGCUUUUAUAUUGAGCAAUUAGAUGUUGAGGCAGACUAAGGGCCAGCUGUGUCCAUGACCUUGGUCAAUAAUACCUGCUAGACAUCCUAUUGCCUUUCAGAAAUGGCAUCACCUCUAUUGUAGUCAGGUUUGGGUGGCAUCCUAAGCACUUUGCAGUCAUUUACUCCCUAGGUGAUGUAAGCCAUUGAAGUCAUUUACUCCCUAGGUGAUGGAAGCCAUUGGAACAGGCUGCCCAGAGUGGUGGUGGAGCAGCUGGCCCUGGAGGAGGUGUUCAAGAAAAGACUUAGUGCCAUGGUCUAGUUGACUGGCUAGGGCUGGGUGCUAGGUUGGACUGGAUGAUCUUGGAGGUCUCUUCCAACCUGGUUGAUUCUAUGAUUCUAGGACUUAGUCCCUAAAACAAGCAAUGUGUAGGGUACUGGAGACGGUAGCAGUAUUGCUACUUUGCAUCUGGCCUGCUGCAGUGCUUUAAACAAUAUUAGGAGAAGCUGUACAAAAGAAGAAAGAAAUGUGUUUAUUUUGUACUUUGACAGCCUCUUCUGCCCUUGCAUGCCUUUCAGUUAAGCUUUCCAGUGCCAGAUGUCAUGGGAUAGUUAAUAUCAUCUGAUCUACCAAGUAUGACCAGAAGAUACAACAAAUGCUAUCUUGUGGAUCUUUGAUAUUCAUUUAACUUAUGUUGAAUUAAGAAGUAUUGCACCUGCUGAGUUCCAUAGAUGGACCAGAUGAAAGAUUGAAAAUGCAGGUAUUUGUACUGUCUUUGCUUCUUUGAAGCAGGGGUGGCUGAGAUUAAUUUUUGCUUUGCUAUCAUUAGUACUUGAAAUGGACAUAUUAUUUUAGCCAUAACAUCCUAAAGUGACUAUAAUUAAUACAAGCAUCCUAUUUACAAAAUAGCAUAUCAUAUCACUGCAAGGGGCUGGGUGUUAGCAGGAAGUUCUUGCCAGAGAGAGUGAUUUGCCAUUGGAAUGGGCUGCCCAGGGAGGUGGGGGAGUGCCCAUCCCUGGAGGUGUUCAAGCAAAGCCUGGCUGAGGCACUUAGUGCCAUGGUCUGGUUGACUGGCUAGGGCUGGGUGCUAGGUUGGACUGGAUGAGCUUGGAGGUCUCUUCCAACCUAGCUGAAUCUAUGAUUCUGUGACUUAUGCCAUAUGAAUAUAAACAUCAUCUUAUGCACUAUCAGCUCUGGCAUGGUAUUGUAGUGCAAGAAGUAUUCCAAGUUGUCACUCGUGAAGCAUUUAUUUAGAUGGUACUGCACUGGUGCCCUUUCAGAAGGAACUCUUAACACUGUGGGGCACAAAUAAAUGGUAUCAGGCCAGCAUUUCAGAGUGUGCCAGAGUUUACUCACAGAAGCCAUCAGCCCACUAACCAGCUGGAAUGGCAGCAGAUUUCAACCCCCCUGCUUUUGCAGUAUUGAUCCUUUAAGUUAGUCUAAAUGCACAAUCCAAGUUAUUUCAGUUAUGUCCAACAUAACACACUUGAUGUCUCAACCAGAGAUGGAGGCUCUGGAUCAGUAAUUGUCAGGUGCUCAGUCCAAUAAAAACCCAUUCAAAAUACGUUGUUGUCUUUAUGAUUUCUUCCUUUUAAUCAAUAACUUAAGAUAAAUCUCUUCCACUGGAAUGAAAGACUCUGAAUACCUCACAGAGCAGUAGAACAACACUCUGGUCAAGGCCUUAAAUAAGCUAUCACUUAGCUAUGCUCAAAUCUUCUCCUAAAUCCCUUCUCUCCACUUAACUAUAAAUUUGUCAUAGAAAGUUUGUUGUUUGGUUUUAUUUUAAUUACUAAUUUCUUAGGCUUUUGACGUAGUUUGGACCCUUAAAAUCAUUCUGGUAUUACCACAGGUCAAAGAAAUAAUUUCUCACUGUUGGUGAAAGCCUUUUAUGCAAAGUUGAUUAUGCUGUGUUGUUGUAUCUAUGUGCAGCUUCCAGGUAUAACCUGUACAUUUUGCUUGGCAUUUGUAUUCUUGCAUAACAGCAGGAAACAUUGUACCUAACUUGGGAGCCUUGUUUAUAUGAUUUUUACAGCAGUUAAAGAAUGAUAUUUCUGUAAGCCAUGAAAUGUUAGAAAAUGUGAAUGUCCUUGAGCUGAGUGGUGCAAUGACCUAUAAGGAAAUUUAUAUCCAUUCCCUCCAGGAGCAUGUUGGAAAUGUCUUUAUCAGAGCACUCAUGUUUCACUGAUGGGCUUCUCUCAUUGUGUAGUUGCAUUUGGAUUCUUGCAGCCACUUUCUGCUGGAGAACAAGAAACUGGGGCAAAAGACAAUUGUAUGAUGCCCAGACAAAGAAAGAUGCAUACCAUCCAAAGAAAGAUGCAUACCAUCCUCUCUCUAGUCUCCAGCUGCUCAGUAUUAUUAUCUUUCUAGAGCUGAGAAGCCAUUUGUAUCCAAUAAAUACCUUUGGUCUUCCAUUUUA
Molecule: messenger RNA, 6567 nt
Organism: Pogoniulus pusillus (Red-fronted tinkerbird)
Lineage: Eukaryota; Metazoa; Chordata; Aves; Piciformes; Lybiidae
Gene: ADCY2
Product: adenylate cyclase 2
Exons: 25
Coding region: 172-3477 (1101 amino acids)
Biological process (GO): cAMP biosynthetic process; adenylate cyclase-activating G protein-coupled receptor signaling pathway; intracellular signal transduction
Cellular component (GO): plasma membrane
Molecular function (GO): adenylate cyclase activity
Source: RefSeq, a predicted model, not a curated record